Messenger RNA from Papaver somniferum (opium poppy), 1788 nucleotides. RefSeq names its product scarecrow-like protein 23. Gene Ontology annotation, cellular component: nucleus. The record is from RefSeq and is a predicted model, not a curated record. The transcript has a single exon. Gene Ontology annotation, molecular function: DNA-binding transcription factor activity; sequence-specific DNA binding. The coding region runs from base 187 to 1566 and encodes 459 amino acids. Lineage: Eukaryota; Viridiplantae; Streptophyta; Magnoliopsida; Ranunculales; Papaveraceae. Gene Ontology annotation, biological process: leaf development; bundle sheath cell fate specification; regulation of DNA-templated transcription.
CGACAAAUUAAACAGAAAAAGAACACAAUGAUAACGGCAAAAAACCCCAACAUGAACAAACAGAAACCACCAAUUUUCCUUAUAACCUGCAAAAUUCUAUCCUAACGAAACUUGUUUUGUCUUUAUUACAAGAUUUUGAUCUAUCAUAAUCAAAAUCAUAAAGGAGUACAAUUAUUGAUUACUAUUAUGAUUCAGAGUUGUAGUAGUAAUUUUCUUUAUCACCAAUCAUCAUCAUCAGAAUAUGCAGCAGCAGCAGCAAAUUCAGUGAAAACCCACAAAAGAAUGAAUCAAAAUGAUGAUGAAUUGUCAAUUUUCAAUAACGGCUCUGAUCAAUCAGAUGAUCAAAACCCACCGAGGAAGAAACAGAAUUUUGAAGAACAGGGGAGGAUGAUGGUUACUGAUAAUCAGAGUAAUACUGCUCAGAGUGAUGAUGAUGAAUCAAGUGGAUUAAGAUUACUGGGGCUAUUACUAAAGUGUGCAGAAUCAAUAUCAAUGGAUAAUCUUGAUGAAGCAAGUGAUUUAUUACCAGAGAUUUCACAAUUAUCAUCACCAUUUGGUACAUCACCUGAAAGAGUUGCAUCAUAUUUUGGUCAAGCAUUACAAUCAAGAAUCAUAAGUUGUUGUAUAGGUACGUAUUCACCACUUGAUUCUGAUAAAUCAUUGAAUUUGAACCAGAGCCAGAAGAUUUGCAACGCGCUUCAAUCAUACAAUUCGAUUUCUCCAUUGAUAAAAUUCUCUCAUUUCACUGCAAAUCAAGCAAUUUUUCAAGCAUUAGAAGGUGAAGACAGGAUUCAUAUUAUUGAUCUUGAUAUAAUGCAAGGACUUCAAUGGCCAGGGUUGUUUCAUAUCUUAGCAUCAAGAUCAAAAAAGAAGAUCAGAUCAAUGAGAAUUACAGGGAUUGGUUCAUCAAUGUUGAUGCUACAAGCAACAGGGAAACGGCUCUCUGAUUUCGCCAGUUCACUGGGUUUGCCAUUUGAGUUUAAUCCACUGGAAGGUAAAGUUGGUAACAUAAUCGAUCUGAGUCGACUCAGUCCAAGACAAGGUGGUGAAACGACAAUAGUACACUGGAUGCACCACUGUUUAUACAACGUGACCGGUUCCGAUCUCGGUACGUUAAGCUUACUCAAAAUCCUGAGGCCGAAACUGAUCACGAUCGUUGAACAAGAUUCAAGCCAUGGAGGUAACUUCCUAGGCAGAUUCGUCGAAGCAUUGCAUUAUUACUCCGCAUUAUUUGAUGCCCUAGGCGAUGGAUUAAGCGGAGACAGUAUCGAUAGACAUCAAGUGGAACAGCAAUUAUUCGGCGUUGAAAUUAGAAACAUUGUGGCUGUUGGUGGACCAAAAAGAACAGGAGAAGUGAAAGUAGACAGAUGGGGUGAUGAGUUGAGAAGAAUCGGUUUCAAAUCGGUUUCACUCGGUGGUAACCCAGCAGCUCAAGCAAAUUUAUUACUAGGCAUGUUUCCAUGGAAAGGUUAUACUCUAGUUGAAGACGAAGAAACUGGGUCUCUGAAGUUAGGCUGGAAAGAUUUAUCUUUACUUACUGCUUCGGCUUGGCAACUGCUGGAAUAAUCAACCUUUUCAUUAUUGAAAUUUCGAGAAAAUCUCGAAAAAAAAAUCUCAAUUGUACAAUAAGAACCAUCCAUGUUUUGUCUUUUCUCUGUGUGGCUUCACUUUUCCCUGUAAUUCUUUUUGUUUUGUGUUUCAGUACUAUUCUGGGCCAACUAUAAUGUCCUGUCGAAACUCAAAACUUUCAUUCAGCAAUAUAUCAAUGCUUAGAUCAUCUUCAUGCAA